Molecule: messenger RNA, 10674 nt
Organism: Nomascus leucogenys (northern white-cheeked gibbon)
Lineage: Eukaryota; Metazoa; Chordata; Mammalia; Primates; Hylobatidae
Gene: NFASC
Product: neurofascin
Biological process (GO): cell-cell adhesion; brain development
Molecular function (GO): cell-cell adhesion mediator activity
Source: RefSeq, a predicted model, not a curated record
CGGGCUGGUCUCUGCCCUAAUGCGGCGGCUGGCGGCGAGAGGCGCAGCAGGGGACGCGGGGGAAGUGGCGGCGCCGGCAGCGGACAGCUCGGACAGCGCCCAGGGCCGGAGCCCGAGCCCUUGGAGGUUGAUUGACUUAUGUGCAAUUUGGGACGCUGGAGUUUACCUUCCCUCCGCAGCCCGGAACGGAGCCUCCUCUGGUGUUGCAAGGAGGAGGCUGAAUGAGGCAGAGAAGCUGAGCUCUGUCCGGGAGGCCCAGUUAAAGCGGCUCAAGGUGACAAGACCCCGAGUGCUGGGGAGCAGGGAGUGGGGCCGGGUGCCGAGGAUGGCCAGGCAGCCACCGCCACCCUGGGUCCAUGCAGCCUUCCUCCUCUGCCUCCUCAGUCUUGGCGGAGCCAUCGAAAUUCCUAUGGAUCCAAGCAUUCAGAAUGAGCUGACGCAGCCACCAACCAUCACCAAGCAGUCAGUGAAGGAUCACAUCGUGGAUCCCCGUGAUAACAUCCUGAUUGAGUGUGAAGCAAAAGGGAACCCUGCCCCCAGCUUCCACUGGACACGAAAUAGCAGAUUCUUCAACAUUGCCAAGGACCCCCGGGUGUCCAUGAGGAGGAGGUCUGGAACCCUGGUGAUUGACUUCCGCAGUGGCGGGCGGCCGGAGGAAUAUGAGGGGGAAUAUCAGUGCUUCGCCCGCAACAAAUUUGGCACGGCCCUGUCCAAUAGGAUCCGCCUGCAGGUGUCUAAAUCUCCUCUAUGGCCCAAGGAAAACCUAGACCCUGUCGUGGUCCAAGAGGGCGCUCCUUUGACUCUCCAGUGCAACCCCCCACCUGGACUUCCAUCCCCGGUCAUCUUCUGGAUGAGCAGCUCCAUGGAGCCCAUCACCCAAGACAAACGUGUCUCUCAGGGCCAUAACGGAGACCUAUACUUCUCCAACGUGAUGCUGCAGGACAUGCAGACCGACUACAGUUGCAACGCCCGCUUCCACUUCACCCACACCAUCCAGCAGAAGAACCCUUUCACCCUCAAGGUCCUCACCAACCACCCUUAUAAUGACUCGUCCUUAAGAAACCACCCUGACAUGUACAGUGCCCGAGGAGUUGCAGAAAGAACACCAAGCUUCAUGUAUCCCCAGGGCACCGCGAGCAGCCAGAUGGUGCUUCGUGGCAUGGACCUCCUGCUGGAAUGCAUCGCCUCUGGGGUCCCAACACCAGACAUCGCAUGGUACAAGAAAGGUGGGGACCUCCCAUCUGAUAAGGCCAAGUUUGAGAACUUUAAUAAGGCCCUGCGUAUCACCAAUGUCUCUGAGGAAGACUCCGGGGAGUAUUUCUGCCUGGCCUCCAACAAGAUGGGCAGCAUCCGGCACACGAUCUCGGUGAGAGUAAAGGCUGCUCCCUACUGGCUGGACGAACCCAAGAACCUUAUCCUGGCUCCUGGCGAGGAUGGGAGACUGGUGUGUCGAGCCAAUGGAAACCCCAAACCCACUGUCCAGUGGAUGGUGAAUGGGGAACCUUUGCAAUCGGCACCACCUAACCCAAACCGUGAGGUGGCCGGAGACACCAUCAUCUUCCGGGACACCCAGAUCAGCAGCAGGGCCGUGUACCAGUGCAACACCUCCAAUGAGCAUGGCUACCUGCUGGCCAACGCCUUCGUCAGUGUGCUGGAUGUGCCUCCGCGGAUGCUGUCACCCCGGAACCAGCUCAUUCGAGUGAUUCUUUACAACCGGACACGGCUGGACUGCCCUUUCUUUGGGUCUCCCAUCCCCACACUGCGAUGGUUUAAGAAUGGGCAAGGAAGCAACCUGGAUGGUGGCAACUACCAUGUUUAUGAGAAUGGCAGUCUGGAAAUUAAGAUGAUCCGCAAAGAGGACCAAGGCAUCUACACCUGUGUUGCCACCAACAUCCUGGGCAAAGCUGAAAACCAAGUCCGCCUGGAGGUCAAAGACCCCACCAGGAUCUACCGGAUGCCUGAGGACCAGGUGGCCAAAAGGGGCACCACGGUGCAGCUGGAGUGUCGGGUGAAGCACGACCCCUCCCUGAAGCUCACUGUCUCCUGGCUGAAGGAUGACGAGCCGCUCUAUAUUGGAAACAGGAUGAAGAAAGAAGACGACUCCCUGACCAUCUUUGGUGUGGCAGAGCGGGACCAGGGCAGUUACACGUGUGUCGCCAGCACCGAGCUAGACCAAGACCUGGCCAAGGCCUACCUCACCGUGCUAGCUGAUCAGGCCACUCCAACUAACCGUUUGGCUGCCCUGCCCAAAGGACGGCCAGACCGGCCCCGGGACCUGGAGCUGACCGACCUGGCAGAGAGGAGCGUGCGGCUGACCUGGAUCCCCGGGGAUGCUAACAACAGCCCCAUCACAGACUAUGUCGUCCAGUUUGAAGAAGACCAGUUCCAACCUGGGGUCUGGCAUGACCAUUCCAAGUACCCCGGCAGCGUUAACUCAGCCGUCCUCCGGCUGUCCCCGUAUGUCAACUACCAGUUCCGUGUCAUUGCCAUCAACGAGGUUGGGAGCAGCCACCCCAGCCUCCCGUCCGAGCGCUACCGAACCAGUGGAGCACCCCCCGAGUCCAAUCCUGGUGAUGUGAAGGGAGAGGGGACCAGAAAGAACAACAUGGAGAUCACGUGGACGCCCAUGAAUGCCACCUCAGCCUUUGGCCCCAACCUGCGCUACAUUGUCAAGUGGAGGCGGAGAGAGACUCGAGAGGCCUGGAACAAUGUCACAGUGUGGGGCUCUCGCUACGUGGUGGGGCAGACCCCGGUCUACGUGCCCUAUGAGAUCCGAGUCCAGGCUGAAAAUGACUUCGGGAAGGGCCCUGAGCCAGAGUCCGUCAUCGGUUACUCCGGAGAAGAUUAUCCCAGGGCUGCGCCCACUGAAGUUAAAGUCCGAGUCAUGAACAGCACAGCCAUCAGCCUUCAGUGGAACCGCGUCUACUCCGACACGGUCCAGGGCCAGCUCAGAGAGUACCGAGCCUACUACUGGAGGGAGAGCAGCUUGCUGAAGAAUCUGUGGGUGUCUCAGAAGAGACAGCAAGCCAGCUUCCCUGGUGACCGCCUCCGUGGCGUGGUGUCCCGCCUCUUCCCCUACAGUAACUACAAGCUGGAGAUGGUUGUGGUCAAUGGGAGAGGUGAUGGGCCUCGCAGUGAGACCAAGGAGUUCACCACCCCGGAAGGAGUACCCAGUGCCCCCAGGCGUUUCCGAGUCCGGCAGCCCAACCUGGAGACAAUCAACCUGGAAUGGGAUCAUCCAGAGCAUCCAAAUGGGAUCAUGAUUGGAUACACUCUCAAAUACGUGGCCUUUAACGGGACCAAAGUAGGAAAGCAGAUAGUGGAAAACUUAUCUCCCAAUCAGACCAAGUUCACGGUGCAAAGAACAGACCCCGUGUCACGCUACCGCUUUACCCUCAGCGCCAGGACGCAGGUGGGCUCUGGGGAAGCCGUCACAGAGGAGUCACCAGCACCCCCGAAUGAAGCUACUCCAACCGCAGCUCCUCCCACAUUGCCCCCGACUACCGUGGGUGCGACGGGCGCUGUGAGCAGUACCGAUGCUACUGCCAUUGCUGCCACCACCGAAGCCACAACAGUCCCCAUCAUCCCAACUGUCGCACCUACCACCAUCGCCACCACCACCGUCGCAACAACUACUACAACCACUGCUGCCACCACCACCACGGAGAGUCCUCCCACCACCACCUCCAGGACUAAGAUACACGAAUCCGCCCCCGAUGAGCAGUCCAUAUGGAACGUCACGGUGCUCCCCAACAGUAAAUGGGCCAACAUCACCUGGAAGCACAAUUUCGGGCCCGGAACUGACUUUGUGGUUGAGUACAUCGACAGCAACCAUACGAAAAAAACUGUCCCAGUUAAGGCCCAGGCUCAGCCUAUACAGCUGACAGACCUCUAUCCCGGGAUGACAUACACGUUGCGGGUUUAUUCCCGGGACAACGAGGGCAUCAGCAGUACCGUCAUCACCUUUAUGACCAGUACAGCUUACACCAACAACCAAGCGGACAUCGCCACCCAGGGCUGGUUCAUUGGGCUUAUGUGCGCCAUCGCCCUCCUGGUGCUGAUCCUGCUCAUCGUCUGUUUCAUCAAGAGGAGUCGCGGCGGCAAGUACCCAGUACGAGAAAAGAAGGAUGUUCCCCUUGGCCCUGAAGACCCCAAGGAAGAGGAUGGCUCGUUUGACUAUAGUGAUGAGGACAACAAGCCCCUGCAGGGCAGUCAGACAUCUCUGGACGGCACCAUCAAGCAGCAGGAGAGUGACGACAGCCUGGUGGACUAUGGCGAGGGUGGCGAGGGCCAGUUCAAUGAAGACGGCUCCUUCAUCGGCCAGUACACGGUCAAAAAGGACAAGGAGGAAACAGAGGGCAACGAAAGCUCAGAGGCCACGUCACCUGUCAAUGCUAUCUACUCUCUGGCCUAACGGAGCCCACCCAGGCACAGCCACCACUUUGCAAGUGGGAGGAGGGGAGAAGGGGAGACAAAACCACUGCAGACCUACCACAAAGCCACCACCACCUUCAGUAACAAGGGUACGAUAUGGGGGUCUGCCAAGCUGUGAGGACCAGUAACCACCAAGCCACCCACAAGCCCCCUCCCAAUGACCCCCCUUUCAGCCCCGGGUGCCACCAGUGUGGGAGAGCUGGAGCCGUGGCUGAGCCCAGCUGGAGGGAGCCUGGCCCCUCGCCCGGUCUCGCAGCCACCCCGAGCAUUCCACCACACUGCCCGCCCUUAGCCUCGGCACACGCUCACCGUUUCUGUUGGUUACAGGACUUCUCAUAGUCUUAAUUUCGCUUUGUGCAUCUUCCCCUCCAGACCCAAUGUCUCCGUUUUCUUUUCCUUUUGAAAAAGAGUCCCUGGAAAAGAAAGAAUAAGUGGAUUCUCCCCCAGGAGACCACAAAGAUAGGCAAAAAGGAUUGAAUCCGUACCAGAACACGUAGACAGGCUGUAAUAUUCAAACCACCUCUGGGCCAAUGCAUUUCCGAAGGAUGCCUUUCUCGUCAUAUGCCUCCCCUGGCCCCCAACCCCUCUGCCUCGGCCUUGUCAGUUGCUGAGCUGGGCUUGGCUCCUUUCUGGAAAAUGACAGUAUUUUUGGCAGGGAGAAGGUGUGCAGGCCUCCUUGCUGCUCUCUGGUUCGGUUGGGAGGUGUGUUUACCUCUUGCUCCUCAUUCCUCCCCUGCCCUUUUCUCUGGAGUAUCUAAGAUGUGAGCUGCACUGACUCUGAAGACGUUUGAGGAACAGGAGUGGGCACUGAUAGAAAGGACUUCAACGCCAGUGACUGUGUACCUCAAGCAGAAGGAAAUCAGGUGGCUGGUCCUGGGGGCACUGUGCUCACCUCUAGAGAGAAGAAAAAGGCUGGGUUUGGACUUCCUGCCUCCCUACUGGUUAAACCCAGGAUGUAGAUAGAGGGCCACACCCACUCUGUCCAGAGUAGAGGGCACCUGUCCACGUGGCCAGGGCCCAUGCUGCCACCCUCGAGGAGAUGGAACCCUGUGAUGCAAAAGCUUUGCUGGUGUGUUUGGGGCAUAAGGCACUGCUCCCCUUCCAUCUCUAGCAGAUAGAUAUCAUCUUCUCAGCCAAUUCUGUAGGACACUGAGGCUCUUGUUUGACGUGGUGUGUGGAUGGGGACUUGCCCCAAAACCGAGCAGGUCUGCCCUUUCAUUGGGGUGUAUACAUAUCAGGGGACCCUGAGGUGGCACCAUACUCAGUGCUGUGAUGCCCCCACCUGGGGAGGACUCAAUGCUUUUUGUAUGCCUUAUGCAGCGCUGAUCUGUCCCUGGAGUUCCCAGGUUCCCAGCCCCUCCCUGCAAGCCUUGAAGCCUCCAGCGACGUCUAUCUCCAGGAGAGCAGGGCAGCCUAUGCAAAUGUUCCGGCAGGACCAGAAGCGGCCACCAGUCACCCCAAAUGGAGACACUCACAGACCUGCAGUUCUCAGACCGAAGGUGCUGCCUUCAUCCUCCCCACCUAAUGCAUUUUUGAAACCAAAGGUACCUAGCCUCAGAGACAGAGAAGGAGAGGGGGAGAUCUUGAGUCUAAGAGGAACCCUUUAGCUGUUUCUGUAGCUGAGGUCAGUUUCAGGAGGGUGAAGCUGAUCCCCAGGAACGGAUCAGCUGCCAUGGGCACAGCCUCCGAUUUGAGCCUGCAGCUGCUAGCCAGGGGGCCUGGGCCGGACCAGGGCUCUGUCCUUCAGUGACUUUAUUAAAGCAUCAUUUGCCACAUGUUUAAGCUGCAAAGGUAUUAGCAAUGCUUGCAUCAUUAAUAAUCAUUCAGUUGAAGGUCAAGCCCAUAGACACACACUCUCUGUCUGCUGAUAAGAAACCGUAGCCCAGAACUGAGCCAAUAGGGUUGUUUGAACCUGAGAGUGUGUGAUGGUCAUUUGGGCCAAGUCUCAGCUAGGGCUGGUGCCUGGAUGCCUGAAGGGCAGCUUAUCACAGUGCAAGGGGACAGGGUAAACAGCAGGGGGUGGGGUGCGAGCUUGGAGGGCCCCUGCCCUGGGUUUCCUCCAACACCUGCUUGGAUACUAGGCCCACUGUCCCUGAAGCGAAUGUCAGGGAAGUGUGCCUGUGAGCUGAAUUAAAGGACUGGCCUUUCCAGAAAACGCUCUGGAUCUGAGCAGAGUAGUCAGUUUCUCAGACACUCAUUCCAUACUGCACCGUACAUGCCAGUGUACCCAUUGCACCGAAAGCAGGCUCUUAGGGCAGGAAGGGAUGGUGAGCAAGUCUGCCACACCACCUGGUGACUGGGAAGGGCUACUUCCCUCGUAAGGGUCUGGGGGAGAAGUAAGCCCGCAGCCUGCCUCUGCACCUCAUUCCACUGUCCUGCCAGGCUCUGUACUGUCCUUUGUGUAUGAAGAAAAUGCUAUUAGUUCUCUCUCAGGCUGCUGUUCUGUGGGUGCUGAGAGCUGCCCCCCAUCAUCAUGCAAUCACACCUCUCUGAGUAGAAGCAAAUCUGAGGCUAAAGAAUUAAGUUUUCCCCAAGCAAGGAAGGCAGGUGGUCAGAGAGAUCCAACGCUGAGGCGUGGGGAUUGCAGGAUUCAGGAGGCAGCUCCUUUGGGGAAGAGGAGGGUGCAUUUUCUAUGGAGCCCAUGUCAGAGUCCACCCUAGUUCAGCAGGAAAGCAGAAUUGCCCAGUACUGCCUGCCAGCUGGGUCUCCCAAGCAACUACCCCAAGACAUACCAACAGUGAAGCCAGGACAGCACCAUGCCACCGGCGCUCCAGUCUGUCUGGCUGGGAGGAAAGUGCUGGGCAUCUUACAGUAACUCUAGAAGUUCCUUUGACUAGGCUGCAAUCCCACCUGUGUGCUCAGCCCUAAGAGCUGUGGUUUCCUGUGCUCUCAUUUGUUCAUUCAUUCAUUCAUUCAUUCAUUCAUUCAGCAAAUAAUCUGAAAUCCAGUCUGAACUAAGGCCUGAGCUGUGGAUACCAUGGCGUGUGAGUUAGAUGUGGUCCCUGCCCUCACGGGGCUGACAGUCCUGAAAUCAAGUGCUGGGACACAGUGGCCAUUAAGCUGGGAGCAUUAUUCCCUCUACUGCUUAAGCCACUGAUGGCUACGAGCUUGAAGAGAGGGAUUCUGAGGGAGAGCUUGGUCCAUCUGGUCACCAAGGCUGGGCAGGACAGAGCAGUCAAGAACCACGGUGUGGCUUGAGAAACCGUCCUGCUUCCUGAGCCUCUUUGCUCUGCCUCUUGGGGCGAGCUCCUUAACCUGUCUGUAUUUUUAUGCCUCUGUCUCGCAUUCAGUUCCUCCUUGAAUACCUCUUUCUACAGAGAGGCAUGGGCUCCCCUGAAGGAUUGUCGAGGCCAGGGUUCGGGAAGUACAUGGAUCAGGGGACAGCUGCCUCCCACCUUGCCUGGGUGAUGGUGAAUGGGACUCAUCUUUCCCUGCCUUGCUUUUGAGGAGAUGGUUGAAUUUAAGCUAACAGGAAAGCCAAACCAGCACCCUCCUUUGUGCUGAGAGGUUGGAGACAUCUGGUCCACCCCGUCGCCCCUGCACCUGGCAAGCCCUGAAGUUGGGAGAAGUGACCACAGGUCUGAAAAUCAGCCAGUGCCAACACUGCGUGCCCUGCAAGGUGCAACUGAGCCCACAUUCAUAGUUUCCCUGACCACAGCCUUGGGAAGAGGGUGGAAACCCCCGAGGAUGUGUGGGUUUCCCAGCUAAGGGACAAGCUCCCCUGCCACACGCAGCGCCCAUGCAUGCUCGCAUACAUACAGCAGACCACAGCCUUGUUGCCAAGCAGUGCUUCCAAGGGACAGCAAUCCAGAUUCCAACAUUGUCUUGGAGAGGGUUAGUCCACAUCCAAGUUGCGUGAGAUGAGAGGCAAAGGGCUCUGUGUGGGUGAGGAACGCAACUUAGAGGAGCAGGAGAGGCCAUCAGGGUUGGGCCCUGUUUAGGUAAUUCCUGUUGGCAGCACCUAGAGAGAGCAUCUGAGCCGAAGGAGUGGGAAACUUUACCCCAGCAAUGGCACGGGCAGCGGGCUCUUUCUGGCGCCCUGUGCUGGAGCAGGGCCAAGUCUUAGGGCAUCACAAACAGCCCAUUUGAUGGAAGGAGCAGGGAAGUAGCACAUUUUUGUCUGUCUUUGUGAGGCUGCUUUGCUAACUCUCUGAGGAGAGGAAGGCUCUCAGGCUUUCCGUCGGCUGGGGCUGGUGCCAGAGAAUCCUUUCUCAGUGGCAGGGCAGCAGGUUCCUGGGAGGCCGGCGCAGGGCACCGCUCCCCGCUCAUGACACCUGGGUGCAGAGUGACCUCCUGCCCAGUCACCACUCCGGCCAGCCCCAGCCAAACACACACAAGCCCAUGGUUGCUGUUGGAUCUACCCUGUUAGUUGGCAAAGGAUCCUGCUUGAGCUCUGCGUGGUGGCCAAGCAGUAGCAUGGAGGAGGGCCCCGAUUUUAAAAAGGAAAAAUAGAGAAGCCUCAAAACAAUGAAACAAAGAGCUUGAUAUGUCAAGAGGAGACCAAGGCCCUGGGAGGCAUAGGCAAGCCGGGCAGAGUCAGACCAGCGCCCUCCCUUGACCAUCUCCUAGCAUUCCCCUCCCUUAACCUAGACAGGGGCUACCCCAUGUGAGUUCAAGCCAGACUUUGGGGCUGUCCCCAGCCUGCACAGCCCAAGCCUAGGGAAGUGUCCUUUCUUUCCCUUCCUUACUAAUAAUGGGCCUUCCUGAGACACAUUCAGAGAAGGAUCAGAGAGAAAGGAGAACCAUCCAGGAGAGCCACAAGCGCCCACCAAACAGUAUCUCAAGCCUCACCCGAAACUGCUGUUCCUCCUAUCAGCAUACUAGUAUUAAAUGGGUGUUCCACAAUGAGGAGAAUGGAAAUAGGUACAAAGGCAUCUAGCUUAGGACAGAAUCGGAUUUCAGCAUGUGAAGGAAUCCCAGAGCUGAUGUCACUGAAUUGAUUUAUCGUACAGACAAGGAUAUGCAAAUCCACAGAAGUGAAGGGAUUUUUGCUCAAGAUCACAUAGCUGAUAAACUACGGUACAGUUAGGGCUUGAACUUGGGCCUUCUGACUCCUUGUCCAGUGUUCUUUCAUCUCACCACAGCUGCCUCCUUUGAAACAGAGGUAUUAAGAUCUGUCCUUCUGGUUCACCCUCUCAUACCUCUUUACUGCCUCUCCCACAUCCCCACAUGCCUCCCAAAACGAAAGACAAACAGGAUUGUUUCUGAAACCAAGAUCAGUCUGUCUGUGAUCAGCCUGUGUGUGGUUCACCCAGCCAUGCAAUUAAGGGCAGACCUGGGCCAGUGGAAUAGAAUAGCUGAUUGGUGUUUGUUACUGUGAACCCUAGACCGUACCCCGUAGAAUGGUGUCUCUUGCUUUGUAACACAUCGGGCCUUCAGCGUGCUGUAUUCCUCAGAAGUGAGGGCAUCUCUGUCCAUUCUGCCCAUGGCCACAGGGUGCAGAGAGGCAGCAGGGCCCAUGCAAGCUGCCACCCUGCGAUUUGCUGGGCUGGAGUUCAACAGAUGUAAAGACUUCGGUGAAGCAAUAAACACAAAACUCUGGGAGAAGAUAUCCAGAAUUUUGUACAUUACUCUGUUUCUUUUUCAAAAAUGAGGCAGAUCAGAUGCCCCUGAGCUGCCCCUUUUUUCUGAUUCCCAACUGCAAUGUCCUCAGUCAGUGUUGUCCCUCUGCCCGGCUCCCCAGCUCUUUGCCAACCUCUUCACACUCCCCUUGAGCUGAGCAUCAGUCGCCUGUGACGUGGCCACCUUCUGUCCUGCUCCCACUCUCGACCCCUGCUGGACCCUGGAGGACCUCCUACCCUGCGCCCACCACACACCCAUAUUCCCCACCAUUCCAAUUUGUUCUUUCCCGUGGGAAAUUUUUUUCCCAGUGUCUCCAUCCCUUCCUACAUAUCCACACACACACAAAUUGGUCUGAUCUUUUUUCCAUUGGUUAAACAUUUAACUCCAUGCCAGACCUUGUUUUAACCCCUCUCACAUCAUGUUCUUUCUUUUUUGCGAGUUAUUUUGCAUUAACCAACUUUGUCAGUGACAGAUGUGUAUCUGAGGGUGUCACGCACGACCUUCAGCAGGGAAGACUUCUGGGCCGUGGAGGACCAUCUAAUACAUGGACUUAUAAACUGACUGCAUGAGCAAUGAAAAGGCCAAAUUAUUCUGAAUUUUUUUUUGAAUCACUGUAAAAAAACUGAUUUCUUUUGUAUAGAGAACACUAAACGUAUAAUAAAAGUUGUUCAAAAUGGA